Messenger RNA from Paramuricea clavata, 9178 nucleotides. The record is from the annotation of a GenBank genome assembly. NCBI's taxonomy places the organism in Eukaryota, Metazoa, Cnidaria, Anthozoa, Malacalcyonacea, Plexauridae.
UGAGCAGGCUAAGAAAUGGCCGAAGCGUUCUGUUUCUGUAAAAAAGUUUGGGUUUGCUACAAGAUUGUUUGAUGUUUUGAUGAGAAGGUGAGUUGUACUGCAGUUCAAUUGGCAUAAACUUUACUUUGAAGUAUAGAUAUUUUAUACGGAAGUAUCGAACAUACAGUGUUUUAUAUAGUAUAUAAAUAAUAAAUGCUUGUAAAAUCAGUCAGUACGUUGUCCAAUUUGUAUUAUGUCGUGUUUUAGUGUUAGAUGGACCGACGGACUUAGUAUGGAAUUCUAGUUCUGUUGUCCAAUCUUUCAACCAUACCUGUAUGUGUACUAAAAGUAUCAUUAUGCAUCAGUCAAAUCCAAGCGUGCCCAUCCCCCCCGGGCCACCCUGGGGCAUUUUCCUGUAAAGCACGCCCCUGGGGUUGGGCAUUUGAACUCAAACCUUCACCUGGGGGCGGGGCAUUUGAAUUUAAGAAUUUGGAGGUUUUAAGAUCACCGAUAACUUGAUAAUAAUAUAAAACAGAACAAUACCAGUUUCAGAAUAUUUCAUAAAUAUAAACCAGUCAAGUUGCAUGAAUUUGAAUCACGCCACAAGCAUUAAAAAUCUGAAUGCGCUAGAGCAUGAUUAUGUAUUAUGUAUUAUGAAUUUAUAUAUCCCCAAGCUUCUUUAAUAUGCAUAUUUUGUUUGGCAUGCAUAUUAUUAAAAAUUAUUGGAUGAGGCUGAGCAGGAUAUCCAGAAUUAUUUAGGCCGAGGUCAAUGUUAUCUGCUGAAGGCUGAGGCAGAUAACAUUGACUGAGGUCUAAAUAAUUCUGGAUAUUCUGUGCAAGCCGAAUUCAAUAAUUGUUUUACUAUUCAUUUUGUGACAGAAAGAAAACAAAACAAGCAACAAUAAUUGAAAACAAAUAAAUAUUCAUUGAGUUGAUUAACUUUUUGUAAAUUCAACUAAAAAUUUCCUGCCAAUUUGUAUUUUCACAUAAAAUACCGCUGAAAUAUCUCGGGCUCCGUCCAAUAACCUCUGCAGAUUACUGUUUCCGCUGGAAAUAGCGCAGGCACCUACAAAUACCCAAAAUUAUUUGUAGGCUCUCGAGAACACAGUACAAUGAAUAAUAAUACAUCUUAUGUAAUAACAGUUUAGCUAAUUUUUAAAUUGAUUAUUUAUGGUAUUUUUGACUUUUUUAUUUGUUUGAUGCCACAAGAAACAAUUUUAACUUGUACAUUUACUACACUGUUGAUGAAAGGGUCUUAAUUUAGUAGAUCGACCUCCAGCCCUAUAUAUAAUUAGUGUCAAUUUUGCAGAUUGUAAAUUAUGAUAAUUGUGUUUUUAGCUGUAGUUACAAUGGCUGAAUCACUUCGAUAUAGAGUUGAGGAACAUUUGACUUGCUCUGUUUGUUUGGAACCAUUUAAAGAUCCCAAAGUUUUACCUUGCCUUCAUUCAUAUUGUCAUGUCUGCAUUGUAAACCUGGCCAAGAAUGCAAAUUCCCAAACUAUCAACUGUCCCGAGUGUCGAUUGACAGUAGAGGUGAGAAAAAUGUACACUUAAUGCGGUCUACUAAUAAUUUUACUCUUUCUAACACCAGACUAUUUAACUAACCAGGAUAGCUAGCACUGGCGCUCUGUUACAUACAUACCGCACAAGAUAUUAUAGUCUUCAAAAUUUUAAUGUUCAAUGUAAAAAACGGCGGUUUAUAAAAUUAUUGACCAUGCUCUCAACCAUAAUAUCUCCGUCUCUGUUGAGUGAUCACACUUUACUUUAUAUGAGCUAUAUUUACAUAAAUUUGAAAGUUUAAAUUAAAACUAUCACAACAAUUAACCUAAUUUCUAAUGCGUAUUGCCUACUAUGCAUGCAUGAUCGAACUACAUAAAUCCAUAGGGCCUUUAUUGUCCUUAUCAUCCUCACCCCGAAUUAACGGCUACAAACUGUUAAUUGCUAUCAGGGCCGUCGCGAGCGGGGGUGUGUGGGGGGGUGCUUCACCCCCCCAAUAAUUUUUGCAAGUCGGCCCCAGUCGGCAAAUUGCUUGGUUACUGUUAGGCAAAUUGCGAAAUCGGCAUUCAGCAAAUUGUAAAAGUUAAGAACGAAGGCGAUAAAUAAAGCAAUAAAUUUUGGAUUUAAAAUAAUGGUUUGUGUGGCCUUAUGUCAAAACCAUUUAAAUGUAUUUCUAUUUUCUAGUAAUACUAUUAGUCUUUUAUUUGUCAAAAAUCGAUGUGAGGCUGAAAUUUGAAACCCACGUUUCCGGGCAUGUUCUUCGCUCGACUGCUCUUAAGGCCUGAUUCUACGGGUGCUUUUUCUCGGCGAAAUGCGAAAUAUUUCGCCUGUUUCUUUUGAAUUGUGGGCAAUCAAGUAGAAAUAAUUUAUUCGAGUGGUCGCAAUUCAAAAGAAACAGGCAAAAUAUUUCGCCGAGAAAGAGCGCCCGUGACCGUGGAAUCAGACCAUUAUAGCGAAGGCUCUUUGUCAAUUAUGCGCGGUUCAAAACCCAAAAGAAAAAAAAGAAAACUUUAGUGUCUUGAAUGUAAUUUGAUUUUUGACGACGAUUACCGUAUAAAGAGGCACGAGCAAACUUGUCAUAAGGGAAACCGAGUGCGAGUAGCACAUAAAGACGUACCAGCUAAUCCGUUUGAGACUGCAAAACGGAGUCAAAGCCAAAGAGAAUAUUUUGAGUCGUCAGAGGCGCAAGAUCCUCAAGAAGACUCCACAUGCACAUGAGAAGAAGACCAAGAGAAAGACGAGCCAUAACAUAAGAACGAACUUGUCUUCUUUAGUUCUUUAGCGAAAUUACUGUUAUAACUCUGAUCAGCCUACAGUUUUUGAAAGACAUACCGCAUACAGCGAUUGUAUCGGUAUCAUCGGUUGCAUAUGAUCAUAUCCGUUUUACUCGCUUUCUGACGCAUAAAAUUUAAACUCUUGGAAAAUCGGGUCAUACAAAAGCCCAGUAACACUAUCUGGCACUAAGACUGCUCAAAAUACAAAAAAUAUCAUAAAUUGUCUAUUCGGCGCCUGGGGAUAAAAAAGGUCAAAUUCAUCAAAUUGCCAUGAAAAUAUUGAAACAAAAUAUCAAUGCAAUCACAUGCAGAUACUUGGAUAACUUUUCUGACUUUGCGGAGAUGCGCGUCUGAACCACAGUCUAAGGCACUCGUUACUCAGACUAUAUGCACACGGUACCGUUUCCGAGCGUUUUUCGGUUUUUGGGUGUAUAAAUGUGUUAAUUUCUGAAACUGAAAGUACCAUUUUCACGUACGUUCUGUUCACACGAAAACGUGUGAAAACGACGUCAGGAAGCAAAAACGUUUCAAAUAGUGAAAACGAUGCCAAAAAGAUUCGUUUUCUAUGUCUGAAACGUUUGGUCGUUUUGGCACUUUGUUAUUGUGUAAACAGAAAAGUGGAAGGCGAAAAUGAAAUUCUGUGUUUGAACUUUGGAAACGAAGACUAUAAAGAACUAGUGCUUUGUCAGAAAAUGCUGCGAGGAAAACGACUAAUGUGAACAAGGCGCCUAAACGCUAAAUUUGAAAACGGCACUGCAAAAACGCUCAAAAACGUGACCCGUGUGCACAUAGUUUCAGUCUCGAUUUAGGACUUAUGAAAAUACAGUAUAUAUUAUUUUAAAUUUAAAUCUUUUUCAGCUUUAUAUGUUUAAUAUAAAUAAAUUAAAAUAAUACUCCUAUCUGAAAACAAACACACGAAAAUAAAAUAGUGCUCAUCAUUGAGCUGUGGUUGCAGUUAUUGCAAUUGUGUCUUUCGAUUUCGUGACCUUAUAUUUGUUUGUUCUUAGAAUGUCAUAUUUUAUAUAUAAAGGAACCCGAUUUCGUUUUAGCAACAACCCACGAACAGGCAUCCAUUUCAAAACAAGAGCCAUAUCGGUGUCCCUCAGUUACUAGCACACCAAUAAUCAAUAUGAUUCUCAUUACAUAUAUCUAACCUUUACCAACGUUUGAAAAACUCGGCAAAUUCAACUAGCGUCACUCGGCAAUUUGACUUUCGACACCCUCCCAAUCCAUAUCCCUUCGCAACGGCCCUGAUUGCUAUUAACUAAUUGUGCCAAAUUAACGUUUUUCAACACGCAAAGUUUCAUAAUUGGUCUAGUAAGAUCAGUUCUACUUGAUCUAACGACUGCUGAUCGCACUUUACCAUCUUUUCCGAGAUGAACUUCCACUACUCGAGCCAACAGCCAUUGUCCUCUGGGAGCAUUUUCUUUUACAAUCAGUACCACGUCGUUCUCUUUAACAUUUGUCUCUGGAAAACACCAUUUUUGCUAGCUCAUCUGCAAGGUAGGAAAAUACUCCUUUAACCAUCGGCGCCAAAAGAUGUUGGCCAGGUACUGGACUUGUCGCCAUCUUUGUUUUACAUACUGAUCAUUCUUGGUAAAUACCCCAGGUGGAUAUGUUGAAUUAGAACGGAGCAUCAAUAGAUGAUUUGGUGUCAAUGCUUCAGCGUCAAAUGGGCUAUCUGAAUUUGGUGUUAUGGGUCUGCUGUUUACGAUUGCUUCAACUUCAGCCAUGGUUGUUUUGAUUAAAAUUAUGAAGACUAUAAUAUCUUGUGCGGUAUGUCCGUAACACAGACUGCCCAUGUUCCCAUCAUGGUCAGGCAAACUUUUCAGCUUGCCCGGUGUGGAUGCAUAGUCAGAAUAACACCACAAACAAUUAUUACGCCCUAAUAUAUGAUGUCCUACUUUAUUAUUUUACUUUCUCUAAUGCCAGAUGAUUUUAUUCGUCGAGGGAAGAGCACUGGUGCUCAAUGGGUUAAUUCUUCCUCCCUUUGUAUCAAAUGAAAUAUGUUUGUAGUGAUUGGAUUAAUUGAUUUCCCUUGCUCGUGUUAGCAUGAUAUUUCAUUUUGCUUAGUUUACACAAUAAUGAUAAAUCAUAUUUCUCAACUGUAUUUGAUGCUACAGUAACUACAUUAUACAGUAUGCUGAGCGUAGAAACUAAAUCACCCGGACUGAUCGACAGGUGGUUAUUUCGAAUCCUGGGGCUGGGGCUAGCCAGAAUUUGAACUUUUCUGAAGUAUUAUAUUUUAUGGACAAUUUUAGUAUUUUAGAAAUUUUGGCUUGUUACAUGGCUGGUUGAAGGAAACACCGUCCAUUUUUCACCUUACGUUUUUGGAACAAACGUUAAUUAAACAGUAAUUGCAUAAGCGUUCACUGAUCAGAUAACUAUUAUACGCUGCAUUUAUUGUUAGGCCAGCUUAGAGGUUGAUAUAUCCCGGUAUUUGGCAAGAGUAAUUUUGUCGGCUAUAUAACGCACGUCGUAAUACGACAUGGGUCACACACGUAGAGAUGCACAACAUAUAACAAAACCUAAAGCAUGCAGACAUUCCAACGGUAUUGUUAUCAGGACGUGCUCACUCUUCAGUUUUUGUUUCCAGCAUGCAUGUCGAUAAAUUAUCAAAGGCCUGUUGAUAUUGACAACAUAUAUAACGAACCUGAAGCAGGUCUGUUGAUAAUUUGUUAGAGGAUCUUUGACUGUUAACAAGUUGUGAGUGACAAUCUUAUAAAACUUGAGAAACUAACAACGUUGUUACAACUUGUUGGCAAACUUGUUACAAGUCUGUUCAGUGUUGACAAGAUUUGAAGAUUUUUGUUUUUGUGUAUAGCUAAAUUUGGCAGCAAAGUUUACAUAAACUGGAAAGUUAACUCCAAUUAAUAAGUCCUAUUACUGGUUGAUAGCUAGAAAAUUGCCGCUAUUGGAAAAUUGUGCUUUCAAAAGGUCUAGGGAGGGCUUUGAGGUGUGGGCUAUUCAGUACAACGUUUUUCUGACUGUUACAGCAAACAUUUGAGGGAACUUAUUUCCCCAGUCUUGAAAAUUCACAAACGUGGGGACGUGUUGAAGCUAUGUAUGUCCUUGUAUAAUCCCGAAAAAAUACUUUAAAACCUUCCGUAGAUAAGAAAAAAAACUUGUUAUGUACUGAAUUCUAGGUCUUGUUGUUUAUCGUAAGCUUUAUAUAGUCCUUGCUUUGAAACUGGUCUUUUCUCUAAGACAAAUAUUUGAAUUUUUUCAGUCGUUUGAUAGACUUGGCUAGCCAACUGGUAUAGCUGCACUUCAAGAAAGCCCCUUUAAUAAUUUUAUUUACUUGUUCUAAAAACGUUAUCCAAUGCAUAGGUCGACGAAAACACUGUUUCCACUCUGCCAUCAAACUUCUUCGUCAACAAUCUCCUAGCAACAAUGGCGCUGACAACUGACAAGCCCGCUGCGAAGAAGAUUGUUUGUGACAGUUGUGACAGCGAAGAUGCUGCUCAAAGCCGUUGCAAUGAAUGUGGAAUAUUUCUUUGUCCAUAUUGUACCGAGUUUCAUCAACGAUCUCGGUCAAUGAAACAUCACGAGCUGAUGACGAUGGAGCAAUUGAAAUCCAAUCCAGGUCCCCAGAACAUUGCUGAGAAGAUACGAUGUCCCAAACACAAGGACGAAGUCAUCAAGUUGUUUUGUAAAACAUGUCAAACAACCAUUUGUAGAGAUUGCACCAUCGUUGAUCAUCGGCAGCAUGAAUAUGGGUUUGUUGAAGAAGUCGCUGUCGAAGAAAAACGUCAUUUGCAAAGCAAUCUUAAUGAAGUAAAGCAAAGAAAAGGAAGAGUUGCACAGGGAAUUGUAAACCUGAAGAAAUUUAAUGAAGGUCUGGAGGCUAAGAAGAAGUCAACAAUCUCAGAAAUCAGUCAGCACUUCGAUCAACUUGUCAAAGCUGUGGAAUCUCGGAGAAGAGAAAUGAUGGAAAGAGCGACUUCUAUCACGAAUUUCAAACAAAAGCAGAUUCACGCGCAGUUAGAGGUCUUAGAAGUGGCUUUAGCAAGUUGUGAAAGCAGCAUCGAGUUUACAGAGCAAGCGUUCAAGAAUGGCAACGAUGUUCAAAUAUUAAGCAUGGAGAAGUACAUUUUGCAGUCUUUGGAGCAACUGAAAGCAGUUAAAGAUCAAACGGAGCCUUGUGUUACUGAAGACAUCGUGUUUAUUAUUCCUUCGUCGGUGCAGGAAAAAAAGAAAGAGUUGUUGAUUGGGUAUGACGUAGGUGUCGCUGUAGCAAAUCCUGAAAGUUGCACGGCUUCCUUUGAAGAAACUGAAGCAACAUUCAAUGCUGCGAAACAGUACUGCAUAACAUUAAUCUGUCACGACAAAAAUAACCGAAGAUUACGAUACGGAGUUCAGGACAUCAAACCGUCGUUCACUGGAAUGGAGGUCAGUGAUGUUGUCGUUACUGAUAAUAAAGAUAGCUCCUACACCAUCAGUUUUUGUCCUCGUCAGGGUGGCAUGUUGAAGUUCGAGGUAUCCAUCAAUGGAACGCCUGCUCCGAAAUGUUCUUUGACAAAACAAGUGAAGUGGGUUAUAAGUGAUGUUCAUGGUAAAGGUCCUAUUACUGAUGAUGGACGUACAAUGAGGGGUGAUGGUGGUUACUGUUGCAGAGUAGGUGGAUGUUACUUUGAUUCCGGAGUUCACACGUGGAAAGUUCGAUUGAGAAACCUUUUGUUUGGUGAUCCCACUGCUGAAGUUGGAAUCAUCGACUAUGACGAAAUUAAUGCAUAUAUGGCUCAAAGCAAAAGGAAGUGUGUUCAUAACCAUUCUGUCCGAGCUGGUCCCGGUGAUGAUAUUUCCUUCAAUCUGGACAUGGAAAAAAGAACAUUGAACGUCAAAGUUAAUUCGACUCGUCAUGGCUCUAGUACUAACAGCUAUCAGUUCACUGCACGUCGUGUUUCACCUUUCUUUGCGUCCAGCUCAUCUUUUCUGAGUAUUAGUUUAGUUGAAUGAAAACAUUUAACUGUCGGUGAAAUUCAAUGCUGCUUGUAAACGGGAAAAAAAACUGCAGGAAAAUCGCAAUGCCAGCUAAAACGCGAGUUUCGUAAAUUAUUGUUUUAACUGUUGCUAAAAUAUAUCGAAUAAAGCUAAAACAAAGUAAUUUUGAGAGGAACGCCAAAAAGAUUUUAGGUUUUGAACACUUUUCAUCGCAAAUACGCGAUGUUGAAAAAAAUUGUCUCCUGAAGGUUCAUAUCGGAAUUUGAAAUUUUUCUUAACAGUUUUCCUGUUAACGAGAUGAUCCUUACUGGACCUUUAGGAAGAACAGUUUAGGACUAUAGAGGUAGUUUAGCUUAGUUUCGCUUACCUCAGAUUAAAAUCGUUAUAGUUAUUAUAAUUUCUCCUAAGAUUUAUUUCGUUGGCAAAGCCCAGGAGUGGAUUAUCGUCCCCCUCUUCCACAUAAUGAAUCCAGUCCCCCCCCCCUUCACCCACGGUCACAUUGCCAAUUUUCACUUGCUUUAUUCUCCCCCCGACAUAGUCUCGAGCUUCAAGUAUCAGAACAUUUGUGAAGCCAUUGUUUUGAAGAUGAUGGCCCGCUGUGAUUGCCGAUGAAAAAAGUUCAAAACCUAAAAUCUUUUUUUUGGCGUUCCUCUCAAGAAUACUUUGAUUUCGCUUUGUUUUGUAGCUUACACAGUUCGCAACGUUUUUAAACGUACCUGGUGGUUGAGAAAGACAAAAUAAUAGUUAGAUAUUGUCAAUUUAAAUGUAUUUAGUACUCAGUAGUUAUUAGUUAAUCAUCGAUGCUAUAAAAAUAGUAAAGUUGACGCCAUAUUUAUACAGCAAUAUAAGCAAAAUUUACUGAACUUCAGAGAUCAGUUCCUCUUUGGCGUACCAUCUAAAAUCUCUUCAUUUUUGCAGAAUUUGACAGAUUUUUUUAAAAUUCAGAUACUUGUAAAGUUUGUUUGCUGCUUGAGAAACGUAUUAAAAAUUUAAAAAUUUGAAUAUAGUCAGGGCAUUUUUUAACUAUAUAACUACUGGGGCAUAUACCCCAGUAGGUCCUUUGCUUGCCCCAGCAGUGAAGCAUGAUUUUCAGAUGAGCUAUGGGCCCUUUUGACUGCCUGCUUUCUCAUAUCCUCUCACAUUAUCACACCAUAGCGCUGCCCCUGAACACAGGGUGAUUUUUAUGUACCAGUAACUGUGUGAGGAAAAGGCCCUCAUUGAGACUUGGCCCCAGUAGUUGUAAUUUCUUAAUAUAGUCAUACCCAAUUAGUGGAAAAGUAUAUUCAUUAGUUUUGUGCGCGUGUACAUACAAAUGAUUCUCGUCUUAAUCAUCAUGUCAGAAGAAGACUGGUCACAAGAUACAAAAAAAUUGAGUUGAUAUUGGAUAAAUGAUUCAAAUGUUACUGAGAGUAAAUCAUGACACGUGAAUUUUCCUGACUGGAUGUAAAUGUCACCCAACACUGUAAAUGAAUAUAAAUAUGAGAC